Molecule: messenger RNA, 1574 nt
Organism: Sclerotinia trifoliorum
Lineage: Eukaryota; Fungi; Ascomycota; Leotiomycetes; Helotiales; Sclerotiniaceae
Source: the annotation of a GenBank genome assembly
AUUGAUCAAUCUGGAUUUUGGCAUCUGCAAUUCCAAACCCUCCUCGGAUCCAGAUAAUAAAUAUUUUUCCACUUUUCCACUGUAGAGAUUUACAAUUACCAAACAUCGUCAACAUGGCUCGAGGAAAGUGGAUUGAUAAGAAGAAUGCGACACAUUUUCAACUCGUUCAUCGUCCUCAGAACGAUCCGUUAAUUCACGAUGAAUCUGCAUCUUCCAUGGUCUUAAAUCCCACCAAUGCACCCAAUUCGAACAAAAUCAAGAAACUCGAUGAUUUGACAGCUGAGCUUGGUUCAGGCAUCGCACAUGUCAGAGAUAACGAAGGGGAGGCCGCAAACUAUGGAGUUUACUAUGAUGACACUGAAUAUGAUUAUAUGCAACACAUGCGCGAUUUGGGUCGUGGAGGUGGUGAAUCAACUUUUGUGGAAGCUACUGGACCAAAAAACAAAAACAAGGGGAAAGGGAAACAAUCUUUGGAGGACGCGCUGAAGAACGCAAGUUUGGAAGACAAGGCCGGAGCCGUUCUUGAUGACGAAAUUCUACCAUCCAAAAACCUUCGAAAGGUUACAUACCAAGCACAACAAGAUGUCCCUGAUGCUUUAGCUGGUUUUCAGCCUGAUAUGGAUCCGAGGUUGAGGGAAGUCUUGGAAGCUUUGGAAGACGAGGCUUAUGUAGACGAUGACGACGAAAUCUUUGAGAAAUUGGCCAAGGAUGGAGAGGAAUUAAAUGAAGAAGAAUUCGAUGAAACUUGGGAUGAUGAAGACGGAUGGGAAUCCGAUGCCACAGCAAAGCCUACUCAAGAAUACAAGGACGCACCUGCUACGACCCAGGAUAUAGAUGAUGAUGAGCGGGAAGAUCAUGGCGACGGGGAUUGGAUGGCAAACUUCAGCAAAUUCAAAAAGGAUAAGACUUCCAGCAAGGCUCAAGUUGCGCCUUCGCAAUCUGACUUACAAUCAUCCCUGUUUACUACCACCACAAAUGGCGGAAGACGGAAGAAGAGAAAGGGUGCCUUGACAAACCCUUCCGCUUACUCCAUGACAUCGUCCUCAAUAUUCAGAACAGAAGGCCUUACUACACUCGAUCAACGAUUCGAGAAAAUCGAGGAACAAUACAACGAGGAUUUUGACGAUAUGGCCUCCGUUUCGAUGGCCUCGUCUUCUGUAUCUACGGUAGAAGGCGACCUUCGCCAAGACUUCGAUAGUAUUAUGGAUGAUUUCCUAGGCAGUCAUUCUAUGAGCGGUAAGAAGAAUGUCAAAAAGAUGAAAUACCAGACUGGUAUGGAACAGUUAGACGAGGUUCGAAAGGGUCUCGGUCCAGCACGCUUCAGCAGCUUCGGUAAUCGCUCCACUCGUACCCAAAGGGCGUGAACGGUAGUAAAGGCCUUUAGCAAGGAGUUGCGGGUUGGCAUUUGGUUCUAUAUUUGGUUCACUUGGCGCUUGGAGUUCAGGCAAAUACUUUGAAAAGUAUGGAAUUCCCCAAGGUUAUGACAUCUAAGAAUAAAAGUGUAUCACGGCGUAUGUAUUAGAGGCUUCAUUACGAACGUUUUCUUGGGCUAUCAAAGAAUGAAAAUAUAUAUU